Trematomus bernacchii (emerald rockcod) is the source of this 7920-nucleotide messenger RNA. Its product is annotated as ankyrin-2-like. The coding region runs from base 172 to 5979 and encodes 1935 amino acids. Gene Ontology annotation, biological process: signal transduction; regulation of cardiac muscle contraction; protein localization to T-tubule. The transcript has 48 exons. Gene Ontology annotation, cellular component: T-tubule. The record is from RefSeq and is a predicted model, not a curated record. NCBI's taxonomy places the organism in Eukaryota, Metazoa, Chordata, Actinopteri, Perciformes, Nototheniidae. Gene Ontology annotation, molecular function: protein binding.
UUUGACAAUCUGCAAGAAACACAGUAUUAUAUUUUGUCACGUUUCAUAACAGACUGUGUGUCACGCAGCAGAAUGAUUUCGGGCCCUGCCGAGCCUUGUGGACACUGAGGCCCGCACAGAGAUCCACCUUGCACUGGCCAAAGGACCAUCCAGCAGCCAUCCCGAGACAGAAUGUCAAGCAGCCCUGAAGGAAGUCUCUCCAGGGGCGGCAGCUCCGACCGGGACGCGAAGAUGGCUUCUUCGUGCAACACGUCCCCCGAGGGUGGACCUCCACCACCGCUGCACCAGAACCGUAUACGGCAGUCCGACAGUAACACGAGUUUCCUGAGGGCUGCCAGAGCGGGGAACAUUGACAAAGUCCUGGACUUCCUGAAAAACGGAGUAGACAUUAGCACCUGUAACCAGAAUGGUCUCAACGCACUACAUCUGGCGGCAAAGGAAGGACACAAGGACUUAGUUGAGGAACUGUUGGAGAGAGGAGCACCUGUUGACUCUCCCACCAAGAAAGGAAACACUGCCCUCCAUAUUGCCGCAUUAGCUGGACAAGAAGAAGUAGUCAGACUACUGGUGAAGAGAGGAGGAGAUGUCAACACUCAGUCACAGAAUGGCUUCACUCCACUCUACAUGGCAGCCCAGGAGAAUCACUUGGAUGUGGUGCGAUACAUGUUGGAAAAUGAAGGAAACCAAAGCAUUGCAACUGAGGAUGGUUUCACUCCUCUGGCCAUCGCGCUCCAGCAGGGCCACGACUCUGUGGUCUCCCUGCUGUUGGAGCAUGACACCAAGGGCAAGGUCCGCCUCCCUGCCCUGCAUAUAGCAGCCCGCAAAGACGACACCAAGUCUGCCGCACUGCUGCUGCAGAACGACCACAACGCUGACGUCCAGUCCAAGAUGAUGGUCAAUAGAACCACAGAGAAUGGGAAGAGCGGGUUUACCCCUCUGCACAUCGCGGCUCACUAUGGUAACGUGAAUGUCUCCACCCUGUUGCUGAACAGAGGAGCUGCUGUGGACUUCACAGCCAGGAAUGGAAUAACACCUCUCCAUGUGGCCUCCAAGAGGGGCAACACCAACAUGGUGGCCCUGCUGUUGGACCGUGGGAGUCAGAUAGAUGCCAAAACCAGGGAUGGGCUGACCCCUCUGCACUGUGCAGCCAGGAGUGGACAUGACCCAGCAGUGGAAAUUCUGCUGGAGAGAGGAGCUCCCAUCUUAGCCAGAACCAAGAACGGACUGUCCCCACUACACAUGUCAGCCCAGGGAGACCACGUAGAGUGUGUAAAAUUCCUGUUGCAGCACAAGGCGCCUGUUGAUGAUGUCACACUGGACUACCUUACAGCGCUGCAUGUUGCAGCUCACUGCGGCCACUACAGAGUCACCAAACUUCUGCUGGACAAGAAAGCAAAUCCCAAUAUUCGAGCACUGAAUGGUUUCACUCCUCUCCACAUUGCCUGUAAGAAGAACAGAGUGAAGGUGAUGGAACUGUUGGUCAAAUAUGGAGCCUCCAUUCAGGCCAUUACUGAGUCUGGUCUGACUCCCAUCCAUGUAGCUGCUUUCAUGGGCCACCUCAAUAUUGUUUUACUACUGCUUCAGAAUGGCGCAUCUCCUGACGUCCGUAACAUUCGUGGCGAGACAGCUCUCCACAUGGCAGCACGAGCAGGUCAGAUGGAAGUGGUUCGCUGUCUGCUGAGGAAUGGAGCGUUGGUGGAUGCCAUAGCCAGGGAGAACCAGACUCCCCUCCACAUAUCGUCCCGUUUGGGGAAAACUGACAUUGUCCAGCUUCUGCUGCAGCACAUGGCUCAUCCAGAUGCUGCCACCACCAACGGCUACACUCCCCUCCAUAUUUCAGCCAGGGAGGGUCAAGAGGAGACGGCUGCCGUGCUUCUGGAGGCCGGAGCCUCACACUCACUGGGCACAAAGAAAGGAUUCACUCCGUUACAUGUAGCAGCUAAGUAUGGGAGCCUCGAUGUAGCAAAACUUCUCCUUCAACGCAAAGCUCUCCCUGAUGACGCUGGCAAGAAUGGCCUGACUCCUCUACAUGUGUCAGCUCAUUAUGACAACCAAGAAGUAGCUCUGCUGCUGCUGGAGAAAGGAGCAUCACCUCACACAACUGCAAAGAAUGGCUACACUCCUCUCCAUAUCGCAGCCAAAAAGAACCAGACAAAAAUUGCGUUAGCACUGCUGCAGUAUGAAGCAGAGACCAACGUUCUGACCAAGCAGGGAGUCAGCCCGCUACACCUGGCAGCCCAGGAAGGACAUGCUGAGAUGGCCAGCCUGCUGCUGGGCAAAGGAGCUCACGUCAACACAGGCAACAAGACCGGACUGACGUCUCUGCAUCUCGCUGCCCAAGAAGACCGAGUCAGUGCAGCAGAAGUACUCGCCAAACACGAUGCCAACUUGGAUCAGCAAACUAAGCUUGGAUAUACCCCUCUGAUAGUUGCUUGUCACUAUGGAAAUGCCAAGAUGGUGAACUUCCUGUUACAGCAAGGGGCCAGUGUCAACGCCAAAACCAAGAAUGGAUAUACACCCCUUCACCAGGCAGCACAACAAGGGAAUACACACAUUAUCAACAUGUUGCUACAACAUGGCGCCAAGCCCAAUGCUACCACAGCGAAUGGAAACACUGCUCUGACGAUUGCCAGACGUCUGGGCUACAUCUCUGUAGUGGACACACUUAAAGUCGUCACUGAGGAGGUCAUCACUACCACAACGACGGUCACAGAGAAACACAAGCUCAAUGUUCCUGAGACCAUGACGGAAAUCCUUGAUGUGUCUGAUGAAGAAGGUGAGGACACUAUGACAGGUGAUGGAGGAGAGUAUCUGAGACCGGAGGAUCUCAGAGAGCUGGGUGAUGACUCUCUGCCCGGACACUACCUGGACAGCUUCAGCUACAUGAGCCACAACCUGGACAGGCCGCAGCUUACUCCCAUUCACCAGAGUUUCCAUCAGAGAGAGGGAGUUCUCAUCGAAGACAUGCUGACAAGCCACCAGGUGUCAGCCCUGUCCAGAGAGCAGGAUAAGGACUCGUUCCGUCUGAGCUGGGGUGCUGAGCACCUUGAUAAUGUGGUGCUGUCCUCCAGUCUGCUACACUCUGGCUUCCUUGUCAGCUUCAUGGUCGAUGCCAGGGGUGGGGCCAUGCGUGGUUGCCGUCACAAUGGCCUUCGAAUCAUUGUGCCUCCAAGAAAGUGUUCUGCUCCCACGCGAGUGACAUGCAGGCUGGUGAAGAGACACCGUCUGGCCUCUAUGCCCCCAAUGGUGGAGGGUGAGGGGCUGGCUGGUCGAAUCAUUGAAGUGGGGCCCACUGGAGCCCAGUUCUUGGGUAAGCUCCACCUUCCCACAGCUCCGCCCCCUCUAAAUGAGGGUGAGAGCUUGGUCAGUCGCAUCCUGCAGCUGGGUCCUCCAGGAACCAAGUUCCUCGGGCCUGUGAUCGUGGAGAUCCCCCAUUUUGCAGCUCUGCGGGGAACAGAGAGAGAGCUAGUGAUCCUAAGGAGUGAGACAGGGGAGAGCUGGAGGGAACACCACUGUGACUUCACUGAAGAGGAACUGAACCAAAUACUUAAUGGCAUGGAUGAAAAACUUGAUUCCCCUGAGGAGCUUGAGAAGAGAAGAAUCUGCCGCAUCAUCACCCGCGACUUCCCACAGUAUUUUGCGGUGGUGUCACGGAUAAAGCAGGACAGUCAUUUGAUUGGACCAGAGGGCGGGGUCCUCAGUAGCACUCUUGUGCCACAAGUCCAGGCGGUCUUCCCUGAAGGAGCCCUCACCAAAAAGAUCAGAGUUGGGCUACAGGCUCAACCCAUUGAUGUUGAGGUGGUGCGAAAGAUUCUUGGUAACAAAGCCACAUUCAGCUCAAUUGUCACAUUGGAGCCACGAAGGAGAAAGUUCCACAAACCAAUCACAAUGACAAUCCCUAUUCCCAAGAGCUCCAAUAGUGAUGGCCAAAGCGGAGUAUACAGUGGGGAGGUCCCUACUUUACGUUUGCUUUGCAGCAUUACAGGUGGGACCACUCCUGCGCAAUGGGAAGACAUCACUGGCUCCACGCCUCUCACCUUUGUUAACCAAUGUGUGUCCUUCACCACAAAUGUGUCAGCGAGGUUCUGGCUAAUAGACUGCAGACAGAUCCAGGAGUCUGUUAGCUUUGGCUCACAGCUGUACAGAGAGAUCAUCUGUGUUCCAUACAUGGCAAAGUUUGUCAUUUUUGCUAAGACACUGGACCCUAUCGAGGCCCGCCUGCGCUGUUUCUGCAUGACAGACGACAAGAUGGACAAGACCCUUGAGCAGCAAGAGAACUUCACUGAAGUUGCCCGUAGCCGAGAUGUUGAGGUGCUAGAGGGAAAACCCAUAUUUGCUGACUGCUUUGGAAACCUGGUGCCUCUUACCAAGAGUGGACAACACCAUGUGUUCAGCUUCUAUGCUUUCAAAGAAAACAGACUGGCCCUCUUCAUCAAAAUCAGAGACACAGCACAGGAGCCAUGUGGUCGCUUGUCCUUCACCAAGGAACCGCGCACAUAUCGUACUCUUAACCACACUGCUAUCUGCAACCUUAACAUCACUCUCCCAACAUACUCAAAGGAGUCUGAUUCCGACCAAGAUGCAGAUGACGAGAGUGAAAGAAGUGAUAAAAAAUUGGAUUGGCAGGAUGAUGCUGACAGGAAAGAGGAGACAUUAGCUAUCGUUGCAGAUCUUCUUGGUUUCAGCUGGACUGAACUGGCAAGAGAACUGGAAUUCAGUGAAGAUGAUAUUAAAUUAGUGCGAACAGAGAAUCCUAAUUCCCUCCAAGAGCAGAGCCAUGCCUUGCUGCAGCGCUGGGUUGAGCGGGAAGGCAAACAUGCCACAGAGGACUGUCUUAUUAAGAGACUAACCAAGAUCAACCGCAUGGACAUUGUCCAUCUCAUUGAAACCCAGAUGAACAAGUCAGUUCAAGAGCAAACAUCUAGAACAUAUGCAGAGAUCGAGAAGACACUGGAUCACAGUGAAGUGUCAGUAGCCCUAUCUUUAGUUCAAGAGGAUGCAGACAGCCCCCGAAUCGUAAGAAGGGUGGAGUCAGACCGCAGACCACCCCCAGCUGUUUCUGAAGAGGACCUAUCAGUUGCUUCGCUACUGGAUAUUACUUCCUGGGCAGAGCCUGCUGGACACACGCACUCAGAGAGCAUGCAUGGUGACCUGUUGGACGACCUUGAGAUCCCACAUGAAUUGAACCCUAACCUGUGGACCUCUGAGGAUUUUAUUGCACAAGAACCUACAAGUAAUGAUCAUUCUAAUGAGCAAGCUGAUGAAAUGCCUGAAUUCCCCUCUCAGUCAGUGAUGGAAGAAACGUACAAAGAUGAAAAUGGACAUACUGUUGUCAAAAAGGUUACGCGUAAAAUAAUUCGCAAGUGUGUUUCCGCGGAUGGUUUGGAGCAUGAAGAGGUCUCAUCAGAGGGCGCUCCACAGGAGUCCAUCAGUAUGGCAGAGGGAGAUGGAUACUCUAAGGUUGUAAAGCGGACUGUACUAAAGAGUGAAGGAGAUCAAACAGAGGUAACAUUUGCUGAACGUGAGGGGUUUUCAGCAUCAAGUCAGGGGGCAGCUGAAGGUUGUAAGGUCAGUUGCAAGGAAAAGACAAUGAUGGUGGAGGGGGAAAGGCAAAUGACCCACCACGGUGAUCCAUCUUUGGCCUCUGACCUACCGUCUGCCCAGGAUGACUUCAAACAGGCACUAGGUUAUAUAAGUGGUUUUAGCAGAGCAGAGCUCCCUCAUGUGGUAGAGAGAGAGACUGUCAAAGAAGAUGGAACGGUUGUCAGGAGGGCCCGCAUGCGUAAAGGUUGCACCCACAGGCGAACAGUCGUGAAGGAGGCUGGGCAGCGCAAACAUGUCCUUCUAGAGCAAGUGGACAACCCUAGAAAAGGGUCAAAACCAAACGACCUCCAGCAGCAUCUCCACCAACUCUUUCACAGCUACUAUAAAAAAGAAGAGGACGACAACAAUGAGAAAAAAGUAGAGAAGGAAGAGUAGAAGAGUGUGUAACCCUUCACAAGACCCUUGCUCUGCCCAUGCUAAAGUCCCAUCCUAAUCCUAUGCAUAAGCCACAUGCAAUCCCAGUGUGCACCUCAAAGCUGCCACUAUCUUCCCAUUUUAGUCCUGGAAUAUGAUCUUUUCAUCACAAUUUGUUUUGCUUUCAUGUUCUGAUGUUGUUUUGCCUUUUUGUGACCAAAGAAAGCCUUCUGUAGUUUCCCUCAUUCGUUUUAAUAACCAUGUCAUUUUUAUCUUGAUGCUGUGGUAGAACUACAUACAUACAUACAAUGAAAAAAUAGGAAUACUUUCACAUCCACUAACUCACAAACCUCCUGAAGGUAAAGACACUUUACCUGCAAAAUACUGGUACUAUACUCUUUAAGUAGGUGCUUGGACUGAAAGACAACAUCUCUCACACUGCACUGCCUCUGACAACCAGAGUUUCUCAGAUAUUCCUUACUAGAAAAUGAUCUCACUCACUGUACUAGCCUCUUGCUCUUUUGAUUCAGGUGAUCAAGAUGUCACACAGAGAAAACCAGACUGUAUCGACAGUGAAAUGUACUGCUGCUGCUGCUGUGUUUUGUGCAGGCUAUGUGUAAUCUGUCUUUGGGAAUUAUAUAUUAUCUAUAAUCUAGACAUUACCGACAUCAGUAGCUAGUAAUUAAUAAUCACUAAUGUAAAGUAGAGAAGGCAUGACUAAUCAACAUCUGUCAUUAUGAUCCUAGAUUUGACUGCUUUCUAAUUCAAUGGAUUGCCCUUCUGCAUCUCUAUCCCUUCCUCAUUGUUCUAUCUUUCUGUGUUUUUAUGUUUGGCUUUUAUUUAUUCUUUUGGGCCUUUUUUGUCUUAAAUUGUUGUCUUGACUCAUACUGUAUGAAUCUGUGAGUGAUGUUGUUCUGUGUAUGUUUAAGUGUGAGCUAAAGAGAUAGUAUUGUCAGAAUUAUUAUAGGCUUAUUUUAAACUAUGUUUUUCAAGAUGUUUUGGUUUAUUUUUGUUCUUGAGUUAAGUUUACUAGUAAUUUUAGAUUACCAGCCUAAUUAAUCUCUAUUUGCCACUGGUGAAUACAAUCAUCAUAGGCGUUUUAGAGUCACUUGUCUGAUAUGAAAAUUGGUUUUGGUUUUAUUUAAUUUUAGAUGUGAAUAGUUUAUCUUUUGAACACGUUUUGGACCAGUUUUUGGUAGUUGUGCUCUACUGUUUUUGAGUGAAUGGGUCUGUGUGUGACAGUUUCUGUCAGCAAAGAAAAUAAACAACAUUAUUUUACACAACACUUAUUUGCACUCCUGUAUGUCAGGAAGGAGUACCUCCAUGCUUUUUGUGUACAGGAAAUAUGGUAAAGUUAGCCACAGAGAUAGUUUCAUGUUGGCUGGGCAGAUGAUAAAUUAAACAUGAUGAUACAUUACAUGUUAGAUGCUUUUAACCAAAGCGACUUACAUACUCAAUACUGUGGACAAUCCCCACAGGAGCAAUUUGGGGUGAAGUGUCUUGCCCAGGGACACAACCACAUGCUGACUGCAGUGGGGUUUGAACCUGUGACCCCCUGAUCCCAACACCAAGGCUCUAUCCACUGCGCCACAUGCCUCCUACAUACACAAGGCACACGCGCAAUGAGGCAGGUUGACAGCUUAACCAUACCAUUAUUCACAGCUCAGAGCAUCGCUACUGUAUGUAUCUACAACAUGUAAUGUAUUUAUUUCACUAUCACUGUUUACUUUGUGAUUUAGAAAAUAUUAAAUGCAAACUAGUGGAAGUUCACUGUGACAGGUAUGCUUUUAAUUUUGAAGAAUCAGCAUCCCUUUUCUGUGAUGAUGCCAGUUAUAUAAAUAUACAAUGCAUAUAUAAAUAUCUAUAAGGGCAUGUAUUACUGUAUCAAAAUGCAUAUAGACAAAAACUAAAUGGCUGCAGUGUGUCUAUGGCUGACAGAGAAUAAAAGUCUACCAAUGUAAA